Messenger RNA from Triplophysa rosa, 7037 nucleotides. It is a transcript of the gene kirrel3b, whose product is annotated as kirre like nephrin family adhesion molecule 3b. Gene Ontology annotation, molecular function: cell adhesion molecule binding. NCBI's taxonomy places the organism in Eukaryota, Metazoa, Chordata, Actinopteri, Cypriniformes, Nemacheilidae. The transcript has 16 exons. Gene Ontology annotation, biological process: cell-cell adhesion; synapse assembly. The coding region runs from base 361 to 2694 and encodes 777 amino acids. The record is from RefSeq and is a predicted model, not a curated record. Gene Ontology annotation, cellular component: cell-cell junction.
CUGAUUCUCUGAGCCUGAGAAUGGAACGGCAGUGUGUGAGAACGAGAGAGAGCGUAGCGUGCGAGUACUCUGAGUUUCUGACUCCGUCUGCAUACGCAUCAUCAGAAGAGUGUCACUUCAGUUACCGUUGGACGACACGGCAGAUUGUCACCACAGACUAAAAGAGACUUAAUAAGGGAACACGAGAAGAAGAGAAGGAAAGAGACUUUGAGAGCAACAUCUAAUAAAGCCUCUUUUAUUAAGAGAGCACGUCGGGGGACUGACACCAGCAGCCUUUCAGAAGAGUCUUGUGUGCGAGUUUCUGAGCUUUGCUUUCUUGGCUUGGUGCCUCAAAGGUCACCGACCCUCCAAAGUGCCGAGAUGAUCCUGGAGUUCUGUCUAAUCCUGUGGCUAACAGGUCACGGAGUUGAGGCGGUGUUUUCACAGCAGCCCCAGGACUUGGUGGUGGUGGCUGGCCAGCAGGUCACGCUGCCCUGCUCCAUCCCCGGUUACCACGGCGUUGUGCUGUGGAUCAAAGAUGGCCUCGCAUUGGGCGUCGGAAGGGACCUUUCAGGUUACCCUCGAUACGCUGUGGUCGGGGAUCACACUUCGGGCGAGCACCACCUGCGAAUCCAGAGGGUGGAGUUGAUGGAUGAUGCCGUGUUCGAGUGCCAGGCCAUUCAGGCUGCCAUGAGGUCACGUCCUGCCCGACUCACUGUGUUAGUUCCACCUGAAGACCCGGUUAUCACCGGCGGGCCUGUGGUGAGCCUGAGGGCAGGCGACCCUCUCAAUCUGACCUGUCACGCAGACAACGCCAAACCCGCCGCAUCCAUCAUCUGGAUUCGAAAUGCGGAGGUGCUAAAUGGAGCCAUGUAUUCAAAGACUCUUCUUCGAGACGGGAGGAGAGAGAGCACGGUCAGCACCCUCUACAUUUCAGCCUCCAACAUAGAGUCCGGUCAGAAGAUCAUCUGCCGAGCCUCCAACAAGGCAGUUCCCAACGGCAAAGAGACCAGUGUCACUAUCGACAUCCAGCACUUGCCGUUGGUUAAUCUAUCUGUGGAGCCUCAACCGGUUCUGGAAGGAAACCUGGUGAAGUUUCAUUGUUCGGCCAAAGCUAAUCCACCAGUCACUCAAUACAGGUGGGCAAAAGGAGGAAGUGUCAUAAAGGAAGUGUCCGGAGACACCUAUGAGGUCAUCGUGGACCACUCGUUCUUCACAGAGCCAGUUUCUUGUGAGGUCACUAACCCGCUAGGAAGCACCAACAUCAGUCGGAACGUGGACGUCUAUUUCGGACCUCGGAUGGCUGCUGAGCCUCAGUCUUUACAGGUUGACCUGGGAUCAGAUGCCGUGUUCAACUGUGCCUGGACAGGAAACCCAUCUUUAACUAUUGUAUGGAUGAAGAGGGGCUCUGGAGUGGUCCUAAGCAAUGAAAACAUUCUGACGCUGAAGGCCGUCAGGCAGGAGGAUGCUGGGAAGUAUGUGUGCCGUGCGGUGGUCCCUCGCGUUGGCGCUGCGGAGAAGGAGGUCUCGCUCACCGUAAACGGACCUCCAACCAUCUCCAGCACACAGACUCAUCAGGCUCCUCACGGGGAAAAGGGACAAAUCAAAUGUUUCAUCCGUAGCACACCACCCCCGGACCGCAUUGCCUGGUCAUGGAAGGAGACCGUCCUGGAGUCUGGGACGUCAGGUCGCUACACGGUGGAGACAGUGAGCACCGAUGAUGGAGUGCUGUCCACCCUCACCAUGAGCAACAUUGUGCCCGCUGACUUCCAGACCAUCUACAACUGCACCGCCUGGAACAGCUUCGGAUCCGAUACAGAGAUCAUUCGUCUCAAGGAACAAGGUGGGAGCCAAGACUCCCUCCCUGUUGCUGUGAUCAUCGGUGUGGCAGUUGGAGCGUUCGUUGCUUUCAUCGUCCUCAUGGGAACCAUCGGAGCGUUCUGUUGCACGCGCUCUCAAAGAAAAGACGCUCACCUGGUUAUGCCUACACUGCCCACCUCCAUCUGUGCUCAACAGAGAGAACUUGCCAGCAAAAUUAAGACAGAAAACCUCAAAGGUGUGGUAUCAGCCAAGAAUGACAUACGCGUUGAAAUCGUGCACAAGGAUCACAACGCAGCCAGGGAAAACGAAGAGCACUCCACCAUGAAACAGCUCAUGAUUGAGCGAGGAGAGUUUCAGCAGGAGUCGGUUCUGAAGCAACUGGAGGUCCUUCAGGAGGAAGAGAAGGAGUACCAACACAUCAAGGAUCCAACUAAUGGAUACUACAGCGUCAACACCUUCAAGGAGCAUCAUGGCACCCCGACCAUCAAUCUGGCAGGGAACCAGACCACAGAGAUUCGCAGAGAUCCAGGCACUGCCACCACCGGCAAACAGCGUGUCCCCACAGGAAUGUCCUUCACCAACAUCUACUCUACCUUGGGUGCUGGGCCCAACCGCCUGUACGACUACAGCCAACGGUUCGUGCUGGGCAUGGGAAGCAGUUCCAUCGAGUUGUGCGAGAGAGAGUUCCAGCGGGGAUCGAUGAGCGACUCCAGCUCGUUCCUGGACACACAGUGUGACAGCAGCGUAAGCAGUUACAGCAAGCAGGACGGCUACGUGCAGUUCGACAAAGACAGCAAGGCCUCCGCCUCAUCAUCAUCCCAUUACUCUCAAUCUUCAUCGCAGAACUCGGACCUCACACGGCCUCUGCAGAAACGCAUGCAGACCCAUGUCUGACCUGGGCUGCUCGGACAGAAGACAGAAUGAGGAGUCCAGCACUGGGUUUGGCCGAAGGGGGUUGGAAACCUUCAAGGACACAAAUAAGGAACUUGUUCAAGCACAUCCAGCACACUCUAUCAUUUCCCCCUACUUCUCUUCCAUACUGUUUCUUUACGACUUCUUUCCAAAUGUUAUUUAACUGCUCUGAGAAGCCUUACCGUAUUCAGAUCCCUGCUUGAGCCCACAGACUUUCCCAACGGCCUGAACAUCUGGGCCUAAAACUUCCCUUAAACAACCGUGUGCCACAGUGAUGUUACUUGCCAACGUAGAAAGAAGGAUCUCAACCAGUGUCCUUGCUUGUAGUUCCAGUGACUUUGUAACAGCUCUGGAUGUCUAACCUCCAGAGAAAACACAUAGCAACAAAAUGCCAUCGAUGAGGUUUUUGAAAAGAGCUGAUGAAGGCUACAGACUCUUCACUAGAGGACAAUGCUCUUUUGCUCCUGUACAUUUAAGCACAACUGUCAAAGUUGUACAGUAUGUAAGAUUUCUCAAUGCCACUCCUUUACCACAGCUGGCGAAACAAAAGGAAAGCAGAACAAAAGGACAACGUGUAGACAAUGAUAUAACUAACGUCAGUCAAAAUCGUUGAACUCUCGCCUUUCUGAGAAUAGGUUCACCUGACAAUAACGUGAGAAAGAUUCUGAGCUGUUGGUUUACUAUUCAAAUAUAGCCUAUAGUUGUAUACUGUGUUGAUCUUUCCUUCCUUAUUUCUUCAUGGACAUUCUUUAUAAUCAACAUCUUAGCAUUAUGGUUUAAAUUCAUUGACUGUUCGAUUUGGGAUAAUGUAAUUUUUUCUACUUUGCCUCGAGUGGACCUUUUGAAGGUCAAAUAUGAGAGGAGACGCGUUCCACUGUUUUUUAAAGCUGAAGUGUGUAUUCUAUGUACCACCAGAGUCAUCCAAUAGAAUUGCAGAUAAUAACCAGGUUUCUUGAAUGCCAUUGGACAAACAGGGUUAUCUGUUUUGAUUGAGCCAAUGUUGAAGUAUCGGGCUGGUCAGAAUGCCUAUGUGUAAUGUGUACAGCAAUCUGUUCAUAGCACCACAGAGACGCAAUGUUUACACAUUUUGGGAUAAUCAUCCUACAAAUAGCAUACUUAUAAACUGGUCUUUGCAUAUUUUAGUUCUUUAACGUGGCAAGAAAUGACACACUUAAGCUUUAUACAGCAUUAUUUUUGGAAGGAUUUGGUGUGGAUAAUGCACUUGGAAAUAAUGAUGUUUAAACAAAGAAACACUAUGUACCGUCCUGUAAUGUGAAGUUAAAUUAUAUUGCUUCAAAUGCAACCUUACAAUUCAUAAAAUGCCAUUGAACUUGUGCUAGAUUUAUUUUUAAAUUGCUUAAUAAUCUUGCAAAAAACAAAUUUAGUUGAUUAAGGUCUAAGUAGAUGUUACGAACAUGUACAUUUUGCUCUGGUUUGAAUCUCCUUCAUGUGAGUGACACUGGACCGUAUCGCGUUGUGUUCUCUCACUGUUAUAAGUGAGCAGAUUGUGUACAUUUUUUGAACGGGAUGUGGGGGGUGGGGCUGGAUUCAUGCUUAAUGUAAAUGUAUGUUGUUUUUCUGUUUCAGUUGUUUCAAUUCUUAGCCUUUUCGUCUUCAGAACUGAAAUUGCAACCUAUGACACUACUGAUAACUCUACACUUGUUAGAUAAAAUCGUUGGUAGUCCCUAAAGCAGUGUACUGAAAUCAAUAGCUAUGUACUGUAUAACAGGAUGUGCAGAAAGACACACAAACAGUUUAAUCAAUAUCCUGCUGAAAAUGUUUUGAAUGCCAUGCGAGAAACAAGAAGAGACGUGCCCAGUAAUGGUGUCUAAUAAAACUAAACCUCCGACAGUAGCUGAAGUUUUAAAAAGGAAACCAUGUCCAUCUUUGUAUCACUAAACCAACUACACAUACAGACAGAUUUGAAAUCUUGCAUCUGUUGCAAAAAUAUGAAUCAGAUGCAAUUUUAAGAUUUUGGCCAAAAUAUUUAGUCCAUAUGCUUCCCAUCUGCAAAGAUUCCAUAUCAUUGAUUUUACCAUUUCUCAAAUCGUUCAAAAGUUCAGUGAGGCAAAAAAUUAAAAUUGUUGCUAUAUGUAGUGUCAAAACAAAAAACAUCCAUUAUAAAUGGUGUUACAUUAAGUCUUAUAACAAGGUUCAGACUCAUCCCAGUUUGAGCGCCAACUGUACUUACACCAUACCAACACACUUACACCACAACAUACCAACACUUCAUCCCUGCCAACGUUUUUUCUGGGCGCUCUGAAUCCAUAUAGGUGACUAACCUCUACAGACUCAAUCUGUGCUCCCCUGUGACCACACAAACACAGAUUAAGUGCGAAAGCCAUCAGUGUGUUUAGCUUAUCAACGGCUCCGACACUCCACGCUUUUAUCUCCUCUUGAAGUUAUCUCCCAUUCUCCCCUGAUAAUAAAGAUAAAUAUGACCAGAGGCUUUCCCUAACAUAAACGAGGACAGCCUCUCUCACUUGAACUGCAAAAAUCUUCAAGUUUUAACCCAGAGGAUGAGGUUUGAUUUGUAGCAAUCUGACAAUUCCUCCCUCCGCCCUAGUACAAGAAUCAGUCGCUGCUGUAAGCACUAUACGUAUGAUUGUAUUUGUGGCAUUUCAGUGGGUUUCAUACAUGAGUGCUACUGGAUGAGUCUAAUUUUACAAAUGGAUUGGUGCCCAACUUGGGGCUUAAACUCGACAAGGCCUGUUUCAGUGCUGAUAAUACAGCUCACAGUCCUCGCUACACUGUAUAUAAAUCCCCCGAGUGCUCAGUGUGUAAAAUUGCAGUUAUUUGGCUUUGUUCUUUAGUCAAUUUGAGUCGUAAAGGCCUGAGAGCAAAUCGCACUAUUGAUACUGUACAAGCGAUCGCUCUCAUUUAUAUUUUCCUCACGGUAGGCUGAAGCUUACUUUGGAAAUGACGUGUUGAAAAUUCAGUGAGUAUAACUUAUUCUGGUUUAGUACUAUGAUACUGUUGAAACUCCAAUGACUUUUCAACAUUGCCUGGUUUUUCAAGUUUUCAAUGACAAUGGGAACCCUGUAAGGUUCCCUAUAAACUCAUAUUGUAUCAAUCGCAGAUUCAUUCAUUUCAAAAUGUUUCAAACACAGUUUGGUAAUGAUGUCAUAUGUUAAUGUCACAUUAGCAUGACAGUGGACUAUAAAAUAGAAACACUCACCUCCGAACCAUGACUGACUUGACAUGAAGUUGCCCAAAUUCCCCUUCUGCCACUGCGGUAAUUUCCACUUUACAAUCCUAACAGAGCCAUAUGGAUAGUUAUUCUUUGGCAUGAACAUAUGUGAUUGCAAAUAACACCAUAUGGACUGGUUUACGUAAACUUGAUACAAUCUUAAAGAAAGAGCAUUGAAACUCAGUAAUAUUCCUCAGGUCCUUUAUAGUCAACAUUUACAUUAAGACGCUGCAACCCUGUGCCAGAAUCAACAUGGUGGCAGUGUGCAAAUAUUGGAUUAGAGGCUGUUGUUCUGUGUUUGACUAGCACUCAGAACUCUUUUGUAGUAUGUGUAUGCUCUUAUCAUCCAGCCCUGUUUCGAGCUUCUGGACAGCAAGUCUUGCUCGCCCCAGGCACUGGAUGGUCAUACACUUACAACCAAACCAAACAGAUGAACAAAUAUCACUUCAGAUGAUAGGCCAGGGUCAUUGCCAGCCGGGGAUAGCAGACCACAUUUAUGAGUAUUCUGUUUCUCCCCUGACAUUUUAGCACAGCCGGGCGGGCUACCGGCUGAUGAAAUGCUAUGAAUUCCCCUCCCUCGACGAUUCUGGUUUAUAUAGGCAUCUCCAUUAUGACGAUCCCCAAGAGAAACGGUCACAGUCUAGACUGCAUAGGCAUAUUAUUGUGUGAUAUUUUCUGUACCUGGCGGACACAUUGCAUCGGUGAUUUGCGCUUUGUAAAAACUUGCUCAUUCUGAAUCUUGCAAACGUACUAUAGAGGGGAAUAUGACGAACGGCUCUCUCCAAAAUGUUUGCAUCAAUUGAGUCUUGAGACUUUUUUUAACAUAACCCAGGCACUUUCUACAUCGUUUUUAUAUUUUUAAUUUGUUACCAUAAGAUAAUAUCUUAUCGUUUUUCAGUGCCAUUAUACUGUUGUAACAGAGAUGGUGUGUACACAGAUGUCGAGAAAAUCAAUCCAGCAAUUCUGAAGUUAUUAGACUGUAAUGUACCGCGGUUAUAAAAAAGGUUCACUACUAUUUUCUUGCAGUUACUCUCUCUAUCAGUAAAAGCAUUAAAAAGAUGUACUUUACCUGUAACGGUCUGUGAUCUUAUGAUGCUUUGGCUCUGUACAUUUCUGAAAGAAAAUUGAAAAUCGU